AUGAAGAUUCAAACAGAGGCUAGUAAUGUAUUACAACGAGCAUCUGCUAAUUUAAGAGCAGGUUUAUUAAGAGAAAAACCAGUUUGGUUUGAUGUUGUUUCUAAAUAUCCACCAAAUCAUAAUUUUAUUAAAGUUGCCCAUAUGAAUGAAUCAAAUACUAAAGAUUUAAGAAAAAAAGCAGUGAGUAUUCAAAAGAAUUCUUCAUCAUCAUCAUCACAACAAGUUUAUAAAACUCGUCAAUCUACUCUAGAAUCAACAUCUAGAAAUAAUCAAGUUCAUCGUGUUCCAAAAUUAAGAUUUGUUGAAGAUUCAUUACGUAAAAUUUUUUAUAAACAACAUCCAUGGGAAUUAGCUCGUCCUAAAAAUUUAAUUGAAAAUUCAGGUGAAGAAAAUAAUAAAUGUGAUUGGAGUCAUAUGUUACAAUUAUAUAAACCAUUGGAUGGUGAAUCAGUAGUUCAACGUACAUUAUGGUUAAUGAAAAAUGAAUCAAAUUUAACCCCAUUUGAAGCUUAUGAUAAAGCAAGAUUUGAAUUUUAUAAAUUAAGAAUGAGUGAAGAAAUGGAAAGUCAUGUUGCUAAAGAAGAAAGUUCAAUGUAUGGUGGAGUAAUUGGUAGUACUAAUGUUAAUUGGAAUUUAUCUAAAGAACAAGAAUAUAUUGAUAUUUGGACUCAAAUUGCUGAAGAAAGAACUCAAGUUAUGGAAGCUAAUAUGAAUAGAUCUUCUGCUCCUGUUGGUUCAAUGGUUGAAGAAGAAAAAUCAAAAACUUCCUUAUUUGAAGAUUUAUUACUUUCCAAUAACGCUUCACAAUCAAAACCAAAACCAGAAGCCAAAGAUUAA
Molecule: messenger RNA, 837 nt
Organism: Candida tropicalis MYA-3404
Lineage: Eukaryota; Fungi; Ascomycota; Pichiomycetes; Serinales; Debaryomycetaceae
Product: mitochondrial 37S ribosomal protein mS23
Exons: 1
Coding region: 1-837 (278 amino acids)
Cellular component (GO): mitochondrial small ribosomal subunit
Molecular function (GO): structural constituent of ribosome
Source: RefSeq, a predicted model, not a curated record